AUGUCAGGACCUCCACUAUCGGGUCCAAACAGCGCCCCGCUGCCCUCGUCCUUCGACGAGAAUGAGGACUUUUACAAUGAGAACCGCCUCGACAAGAUCGGGCGGCGCCUCCGCGAAGAACCCCUCAUCCCUCUCGGCUGCGCCCUCACCGUCUGGGCCAUCGUCGGCGCCACGCGCUCCAUGCGCAAAGGCGACCACAAAAUGACAAACACCUUUUUCCGCCGCCGUCUGUACGCCCAGGCCUUCACCAUCGCCGUGCUUGUCGCUGGAAAUGUGUACUGGCAGAAGGAUCGCGUGAAGCGCAAGGAGUACGAAAAGCUCAAGGCUGAGAAGGAGAGGAUGGACAAGAGGGAGCGGUGGCUGCGGGAACUGGAGAUGCGGGACGAGGAGGAGAAGGCGUGGAAGGAGAGGUUGGCCAAGGGUGUGAGGAAAGAGGGGGAGAGUCUGACGGAUAUGGUGAGGGAGAAGACGGAGGAGCUGAAGAAUCUGAGGGGUGGAAAAUAA
Molecule: messenger RNA, 504 nt
Organism: Didymosphaeria variabile
Lineage: Eukaryota; Fungi; Ascomycota; Dothideomycetes; Pleosporales; Didymosphaeriaceae
Gene: RCF1
Product: Respiratory supercomplex factor 1, mitochondrial
Exons: 2
Coding region: 1-504 (167 amino acids)
Biological process (GO): mitochondrial respirasome assembly
Cellular component (GO): mitochondrion
Source: RefSeq, a predicted model, not a curated record